CCAUUAUGCUUUCCUUUAUAUAUAAGGAUCCACGGUAAGAAUUACCUUUUAUCCAUGGUAAAAAAAAUGGGCCUAACGUACCCCACUGCUUGCCUUAUAUCGACGGUAGAAAUUACUAUAUAUCCACGGUAAAAUAUACCCUAUAUCCACGGUAAAAUUUACCGUGGACCGUGUGAAUAGAGACUGCCAAAGAUCUAAUCAUUUUAAAUUGUUCCUUCUAAUGAAUCGUUUGUUCGUGUUCCUCCCUAAGACACUGCUGAGGUAAUCGAUAGGUUGAUCCUUUCAAUUGGUUUCCUCUCAAUCGUUAAAAGAGAGGCAUAUACUAUAGCACCAAAUUUUACUACCAGCAGCUAUAGUUCGUGAUUUACUAUGCAGAAGUAUUUUUGGAGCGGAAUCCGUUCCGAAGGCUGUUUAAUAAUAAUUAGUUCAUCGUUGAAUAAUAAUAAUUAUAUUGACGACAAUCAUCGAUGAUUACUAUUCAGCCGUGUGACAGUGUUUCCUCUCAAUGAACUCUAUCGACGGAUAUGUUCAAUUACCGCCCUUUGAACAUUUACAAUAUUGUGCAGCAGUAUACUAUAGUAACGAAUGUAACAAUAUUACAUGAAAAAUCACCAAUAGCGAUUAAUGGAAGAAUUAAUUCAUGGAAGAAUAAUCCCCUUGACGUGUGAGAUUCAUUGAUGAAGCAUUAUGGCGACUCCAUUGGUUUUCUAGAAGAAAACUCCGGGGAAAAUCAGCAGUGAACGAUGAGGGACAUUCUUCGGACAGAGUGAGGUGUCUUUCAACUGGUGGAUCAAUCAACAGGAUUUGGUCCUUAGGCCUAUGGAAAAUUUUUAGACUUCUCUGUUACACCACUGAGUUCCAGGAAAUUAUUAUCUUGUCGGCAUAUUUUUGGUAGAUUCUCUGGAGAUGAAGGUUCUACUUGAGCAGUAGUUUCACUUGACAUUGACUCUGACAUCAGACUCCAUCAGAAUUCCCCAGACCUUCAAUGAAAUCUUUAGGCAUAAACAAACCUAGAGAAUUGUCUCUCAUUGUAGACAUUAUUCAACCGCUUUGAUUGAUCCAGAAGCUUACAAAAUGUUUCAGGAUAGACGUUCAACCCUCAGGAUUACUUCGGGUGAAUGGACAAUUUACAAGCAUCAAUGUCCAGUACGCUGCAGCAUUUUAUAGCAGAACUUGAAUUUUGGUUUGCCCGUGCCUUCAUAGAAUAGUCCAUAAAAUGAACUGAUGAGGUGAUUUUUUUCCGAAUUUUCAAACCGUUUUUAGGGGCAGCACGGGUGAGUCAAAGUUUGACAAGAAUAUCUGACCUACUGGCAGUUCAUAGUCGUAAUGCUUGGUGAAAAGUCGAAUGGUUUUAUGACCUUAGCCAGGUAGCAAAAGUUUCGGUCCGGUGCAAUGAGGACUGAGGGUGAGGAUCUUCCAGGUAUACAUGAAAGCCAUGAAAGAUCUGCCGUCGCCUAUAUAGUCAAACUGAAGAAACUGAUGUAGCCCCGGUUUUCAAAAGUGGGGGACAAGGAUGUGAGUGGGAAUUGAAUAAAGUGGGGGUAACUCUAAGGGCGAUAUUCUCCUCAGUUUUAGUAUACAUUCAACUGAAUUUCGUCUUUUUUCUUGCCGGUUGGAGUCACAUCGAAAUUAAUAUUUUAAGAUUGAUUUUUUUUCUCAAUUUCGCUUUCUUCCUCACUGAUGAAUUCUUCAUCGAGAAAAAUUAGAUUUUUGAUGGAAGUAGGAAAUAAAUUGUGUAUUCCUUGACUUAAAAUUUCUAAAUUUUCAAGGCGAUAAUUAAUUGAAAUACUCAAGCCGAUAAUUCAAGUUCAAAUCUGGUAAUUCGAUAAAUAGUAUUAAAGGAUAAUUUUCUGGAAUUUACGGCAAUUCAUUGAACGAAAAUUUGGCUCCAAAAUUUCACAGAAUUCUCCUCUGAAUGGAAAUUGAUGAGUUCGUGACAUUUACUUGGGCGGUGCACGGGCACACUUUACCUGAAACCUUUCAGACUAAUUUUGAAGCAAUUUAUGAUGCGAGAAUGCUCAUUUCUUGUGCGUUACUCAUCUCUGGGGGGGAAGGGGGAGGGGUAUCUUCGUACUUUGUCUUCCUCAAAAAGGAAUAACUAUUCAUAAUUUUGUCGCCGGCAUUAAGGGUCAGUUGAAGAAAUACUUCUGAACAGACGACAUCGGUGCAACUUUUGCGUUAAAAUCUCCUUCCUUCAAUAAAUAAUAACAAAGAAGUGCGCUCAAAUAUGGCAACAACCCGACAGACUACCGAAAUUGCAUUAGUUGGUAAUGCAACGCCGGAAAUCAAUUGCGUUUGUGGAACCCAAUUGCCUUCGAAUAAGCAGGUUUUGAAAUGCUAUUUUUUCUAUACGAGACAUGCCUCACCACAACUUUCCGGUCAUGAAGCUGCAACAUGUGUUGUGCGAAAGUGUGCAGUUUUUUGGAACUAUGCAGGGAUUCCAAUCGUGAAAGAGUGCCAUGCGAUUGCGAAAAUGGAAAAAUUAGUGAACGAGUACAAGACCAUCCUCAAAUACGGCGCCCGGAAAGGAACAAAUGAUAAUGUUCGGUCGAAGGAGGUCGAUUUUCAAUGUACGUUGAAUGACUUAUUCAAUAUUGCACAUCAAAGCCAAGUCAAUGCUUUGAAAAAUGAAAAUGCUAAAAAUUUACUGGAUCUGCAUGAAGACAAGGAACAACGAGGUUGUUUGGAAGAAAAACUACCAUGGAAACAGGAAUCAUUCGUGAAGAGCUCACUAAAGAGGAAGUAGAAAGAAGCGAGCCAACCAACCAAGUUGAACCAUCCGGAAUUGCUGCAAAUUUAGCCAAUUACGUGUUCGACGACGAUGAAGACCUCCAUGACGUGAUUCAGCUAUUGGAAGACGAUCAGGAUGGAGAUAGCGAUUACCAGGUGACAUCAGCUCCGAAAAAACCCAAAAAACUCAAGAUAGUAAAUGCAGAUCUCACUGCAAUUUUUGAUAGAGCCAAACUCAGCGAUCGUAUGGCCGCACGAGUACUAGCAGCCAUCUUGAUCGCAAUCGGAAUAACCCUGGAAGAGGUUCAUUUGAGUCCUGACACUCUUCGUCGAAAUCGUCGUAAACAACGCAAGUUCCUCGAUUCCAAAAUUAGAGAAAAUUUCAAAGACAGGCCCUCUCAUAUCCUAACGAUUCAUUGGGAUGGCAAACAAUUAUCAGCGCUAGAAGACAAACUGAAAAAAGUCGAUCGACUUCCAGUUCUUGUAACAGGCCAUAGCUGGAAUCAAUUGCUCGGUAUUGCUAGACUCGAGAAAGGAUCCGGGGAAUUACAGGCAAAAGCUGUUUAUGAGUACUUGAAGGAAUGGGGCAUUGUUGAUGAAAUAUGCGCCAUGGUCUUUGAUACUACUGCGAGUAACACAGGAUCCGUAAGUGGCGCUUGUGUCCUGCUUGAAAAAUUCCGUGGGAGAGAUCUCUUGUAUUUAGCGUGUCGCCAUCAUGUCUUUGAACUCCUUCUGAAAACUGCAUUCGAAUCAUUGAUGGAGAGUACGACCGGGCCUGAUGUUUCGAUAUUUAGAAGGUUUCAAGGAUCAUGGAAAAGUAUGAACCAAGAAGAGUUCUCACCCGGAGUGGAAGACAACGUAGUAAAGCAAGCCUUGCAGCAGAACAUGGAAGACGACCUCACUUUCGCUCAAGAACAAUUGAAGAAAGGAAAUAUCCGUAAUGACUACAGAGAAUUUCUGGAAUUGGUGGUAUUGUUCCUGGGUGGAAAGUUGGCAAAAGGUUACCGUUUUCGAGCUCUUGGACCCAUUCAUCAUGCCAGGUGGAUGGCUAAAGCGAUUUAUUCCCUCAAAAUAUUUCUCUUCAGGGAACAAUUUUGUUUGAAGCCAGCAGAGAAGUCAGGCCUAAGAUAUAUGUGUAUUUUCAUCAUACGCCUCUAUCAGAAAGCUUGGUUUACGGCUCCAAAUCCGGUUACAGCUCCCAACAACGACUUGAUUCUGCUAAAAAAUUUGCAAGCAAAUGCGCCUGCCACUAGCGGUCUUCCUCCCGAAGUUUGUAAAGCAGUAUUUGAUAAAUUCUCGAAUCAUCUAUGGUAUUUAUCAGAGGAACUGAUUGCUCUCGCAUUUUUUGACGAAAACGUGAGUAGCGAUUGUAAGAGGAAGAUGUCUCAAGCAAUUAAAUCACGUUCUCCUCUCACUGAUCGUAGGGAGAGAAGACAAUUAGGGAUCAAAGAACAGAAAUCCAUUCAAAAUCUAUCUUUAGACUCUUUUGUAACUCAGAACACUAUGAAAUUUUUUGAGAUCUUGAAAAUUGAUCCCACUUUUCUUGAUAGUGAUCCAACAACAUGGGAGAGGAGAGACGAUUAUAAACAAGCCCUGGAAGUUGUCCGACAUUUACAUGUGACAAACGAUAUUGCUGAAAGAAGCGUAGCUCUCGUAAGUGAAUAUAAUAAUUUGCUUACGAAAGAUGAGAGCAACAAACAGCAAUUGAUGCUGGUUGUUAAGAAAUUGCGAGAAUUAUCACCAGAUUGUACCAAAGAGAGCAUGGGGCGUUCAUUGGAAAAAUUUUUAAGCUCUUUCCCAAUAGACUCCUCAAUCAAUGUUGUUUAAAAUAUUAUAAUUUUUGAAAAAAUUUCCAAAAGUAUUGGUGUGAAUUUGAAGAAAAUAUGCAAUAUUAUGUCUUUUUUUAUAACAAUAUUAUAACUGAAAGAUCUCGUUGUUUUUUGCUGAAUGUACUCAAUUAAAUAACAAUGGCAUAAUUAGUAACAGUUCUGUUGUGAAAAAUACUAAAUCUAUGUGACAAAAAAAAACAAAUAAAAAUGAUGUGCUUCAUUAAAA
Molecule: messenger RNA, 4785 nt
Organism: Diachasma alloeum
Lineage: Eukaryota; Metazoa; Arthropoda; Insecta; Hymenoptera; Braconidae
Exons: 6
Coding region: 2701-4557 (618 amino acids)
Source: RefSeq, a predicted model, not a curated record